This is a messenger RNA of Saccostrea cuccullata (small rock oyster), 909 nucleotides long. RefSeq names its product active regulator of SIRT1-like. Gene Ontology annotation, molecular function: enzyme binding. Gene Ontology annotation, cellular component: nucleolus. The transcript is spliced from 4 exons. The record is from RefSeq and is a predicted model, not a curated record. Lineage: Eukaryota; Metazoa; Mollusca; Bivalvia; Ostreida; Ostreidae. Bases 65 to 499 code for a protein of 144 amino acids.
AUUCUAAAAAAAAGUCUUUAAAAUAGAUCAAGUAGCCCACAGAUAGGAUAAUAAUUUUAGGAUCAUGUCUUCGUCCAUAUUACGCAAGAGUUUACAGUUAUUUGAUGAAGAGGACCAGGAGGGGAAAGGCAGUCUGAAGAAAAGAAAAGGAGCUUCAAAAGAUGUUAGAAUCAUGGAGGACUCUUCAAAGCGAGGCAUCAAGAAGCGCAAGAAGAAACAACAAACCAACAAAGCCAAGACAAAGCGCUCAAAGGAAUCAGCUCUAGAGACAUACAACAGAAAUAAAUCCCUGGACUUUACUGAGGAAUCUCUGCAUUAUCUCAACAUGAUUUCGAAUAUUGGAGGAAAACCUGAUUCCAAGACUGUAAAUACUAUUUUGGAACAUAACAAGGGGAGAUCAUCCAAGAACCGCAAGGAAAUGGAGACCAAACCAGCAUCAGAGUCUAUAUUUAGUGAGAAGGACUUUGAGGAUUUUAAGAAAGAAUAUUUAAAUUCAUGACAUGUACAUGUAUAUCUAUCAUUAUGAUUGUGUUUAUAUUUAAAUUCAUGAAAUGUACAUCUAUCAUUAUGAUUAUGUUUUAGAAAUAAGUAUUGACAGUUUGAAUGUGGUACACACAUAAUUUAAUAUUAUUGCAUUAAACAAAAUCUGUGACUUGGGAUACUGCUACCAUUUGUUUUCUAAGACUUGGGAGGUUUCUAAUUUCUGAUGAAUAUUUAUGUGAAGACACUUCCAUAGUUCAUGAAGUGAAGGGUCAAUGCAUUUACAUACGGAUUUUGGUUUGCACAGUUGGGACUAGAAAACUGUCAAUUCUCCGUUAUGACCCAAUACUGAAUGAUGAAUAAAUGAAAGGUACUGGUAUAUAAUAUUACUGAUCCGUGCAUUUUUUCCAAAUAAAAAUGUCCAAAGAU